GGAAGGCCCGAGGCCAAGCAAGCGGUGAGAGGACGCAGAGAGCACCGGACCCACUGAGCAGCUCCAAGGCCAUGGCGGGACGCCCGAAGGAGAGGGUGGUCACAGAUGAGGUCCAUCAGAACCGGAUCUUGCGGGAGCUGUACCUCAAAGAGUUGCGAACCCAGAAACUCUACACACAGUACCACGUGAAUCCCCUGCGCAAAGUUCACAGGAUUACGAGGAAGCCCAUGUCUUGGCAUGAUAACCUGGAGGAGCCUGCAGAUGCUAGGUUUCUGAAUCUCAUUCACCACGCUGCCCAGGGGCCAAUGAAGAAGUACCCGGAGGCACAGACUGAAAACCAGGAAAUUGGGUGGGACUCAGAGCCCUUGAUCGACCCAGAACGCAGUGACCACAGGCUGAACCACUUCAGGGUCUACAAUGACAUCACUCUGUACAAAGCUAAAAUGUGGAGCUUGGGAGAAGAUGAUCGCCACAAGUAGCAUCUCAGCGGUGGAGUCAGUCCCUGGAAUUAAUGUCCUAAGUAUCCACUGCCUAGAAAAGUAAAUAUUAUUUUAACCCCCCCCGCCCCCUCUUCCAAAAUUCAUGGAUAAUGGCAAAAAUUAGGAAGCAUGAAAAAUAUGCAGAAGAAGGAAAUAAAAACUGACAUUAUCUCACCAUAUGGAAGUGACUAAUGUUAGCACUUUAAACAUUUCGUUUUUAAAAUUGACAAUAAAUUGCAUAUGUUUAUUGU
Sapajus apella (tufted capuchin) is the source of this 730-nucleotide messenger RNA. RefSeq names its product protein FAM183BP. The record is from RefSeq and is a predicted model, not a curated record. NCBI's taxonomy places the organism in Eukaryota, Metazoa, Chordata, Mammalia, Primates, Cebidae. Gene Ontology annotation, cellular component: ciliary base. The coding region runs from base 72 to 479 and encodes 135 amino acids. The transcript has a single exon.